AUUAACAAUAUGACUAACACAGAAAGUUAAUUAACCUAAAGUAAUUAAGUUUCCAUGGAUAGAAAAACACACAUUGCAGUAGUUACAGUUCCCAUUGUAAGCCAUCAAAUAUCAAUCUCAGAGUUCUGCAAGAAACUCCUUAAUCUCAAUCCUAACAUUCACAUCACCUUAAUCAUUCCAGUAUUAGAUUCACUCUCCAAUGCUUCCAAAUCCAUCAUUGCUUCUCUUUCAUCUCUCAAAAUAAAUACCAUUGUUCUUCCUUCAAUAAACUUGCCCCCACAAACUGCCCCUACUCUCAAACUCCCUCUUGCAAUGUCUCUAACUAUGCCAUCUAUCAUUGAAACAUUGAACUCAAUAACAUCAAAAGUAGUUGCUAUAGUUGCUGAUUAUUUUGCCUAUGAAGUUUUCCCAUUAGCAAAAAAACACAACAUUUUAUCAUACACAUUUUUUCCUUCAUCAGCCACAGUUCUAUCACUUUGUUUCAAUUCAACAUUUCUAAAUGAAACAAUUACUUGUGAGUUCAGAGAUUUAAAACAACCAAUCCAAAUCCCAGGUUGUGCUGUUCCUAUUCAAGGGACUGAUCUUCCAUCUUCAUUUCAAGACAGGACUAGUGAAUCUUACAAACAUUUUCUUCGGCGUUCCGAAGGGAUAAACCUUUGUGAUGGAAUAUUGGUAAAUAGUUUUGUUGAAUUUGAAUCAAAAGCAGUGAAAACCAUGAUGGAAAAAAGCAUCAAUGGUGAUAAACCUCAUGUUUACAUGGUUGGACCUAUUGUGCAAAAAAAUUGUGACAAUACUCAAAAUGGGAAAGAAUGUUUAUCAUGGUUAGAUGAACAAUCACAAAGUUCUGUUGUGUUUGUUUCAUUUGGUAGUGGAGGAACAAUUUCUCAAAAACAAAUGAAUGAGUUAGCAUAUGGAUUAGAAUUGAGUAGCCAAAAGUUUCUUUGGGUUUUGAGAGAACCAAAAGAUAUAGCUAGUGCUAAUUAUUUUGGUGUUUCUUCUAUACAAGAAGAUCCUUUAAGUUUUUUACCAAAAGGGUUCUUAGAAAGAACAAAAAAGCAAGGGUUUUUGGUUUCAAAUUGGGCACCACAAGUUAAUAUUCUUAGUCACAAAGCUAUUGGUGGAUUUCUAACACAUUGUGGUUGGUUUUCUACACUAGAGUGUGUUGUGAAUGGUUUGCCAAUAAUAGCUUGGCCACUUUUUGCUGAGCAAAGAAUGAUUGCAACAAUUCUAGCUGAUGAACUUAAAGUUGCUAUUAGGCCAAAGGUUGAUCAUGAGAGUGGCAUUGUGGAAAAAGGUGAAAUUUCCAAUGUGUUGAAGAGGUUAAUGGUAGAGGAUGAAGGAAUAAAGAUUUGUGAGAGGAUGAAAUUUUUGCAAUAUGCUGCUGCUGGUGCAAUAGAAGUAGAUGGAUCUUCCACUACAACCUUGUCUCAAUUGGUCACAAAAUGGACCAAUUUAGAAGGCUGCAAUGAAAGUUAGUUUUAUAACUUCUCUACAUUUAUGCAUAUCUCUGUUUUUCUUAGCUUGUUUCAGCUUUUUUGUAUGAAUAAACAAAUAAAUUCUACUUUCUCAUGGUUCAUUUUAUUAUGCAUUUUUAUCAUCA
Molecule: messenger RNA, 1600 nt
Organism: Cicer arietinum (chickpea)
Lineage: Eukaryota; Viridiplantae; Streptophyta; Magnoliopsida; Fabales; Fabaceae
Gene: UGT72AA1
Product: hydroquinone glucosyltransferase
Molecular function (GO): UDP-glycosyltransferase activity
Source: RefSeq, a predicted model, not a curated record